Salvelinus fontinalis (brook trout) is the source of this 4844-nucleotide messenger RNA. RefSeq names its product sodium-dependent neutral amino acid transporter B(0)AT2-like. Bases 487 to 2565 code for a protein of 692 amino acids. The record is from RefSeq and is a predicted model, not a curated record. The transcript is spliced from 12 exons. Gene Ontology annotation, biological process: sodium ion transmembrane transport. NCBI's taxonomy places the organism in Eukaryota, Metazoa, Chordata, Actinopteri, Salmoniformes, Salmonidae. Gene Ontology annotation, cellular component: membrane.
AUAAUGUUGGAGGGAUUUGUUGAAGCUAAUUGAGUGGUUUCAAACAUAAACCGACAAAAUUCUCACAUUCAGUACAGAAUAAUUUUGUUGCGCAUAAGAAUAAUUGUGGCCCCUGCCCCCAAAAUACGCGGCAGUGGAAAUACACACGCCCACAAAAGAAAACGCCUACUUCUUUGAGUUCCCGCAUGAAUCUGAUUAAUAUCGUUUAAUAAUCUAUACUAACUCUAUUGUUCGAACCAGAAUUACUUUUCAUGUGAAUUUGUAAGCGAUCGCUCACAUAUUUUGAUCCCACUUCUAGCUACAUCACGGCGCAGGGAAUCUGGUUGUAGCUGCAUUGUUGAAGUUCGAUUUUGUGGAUGCCACAUGUUUCGUUACUACUGUUAGCUAGCUAACGCUAGCUAGCUUGGAGUUUUUUUCUUUUUACGUCGCUGGCGGUCCUAACCCACUGUUCCUACACUGGAAAUAUUGAAUUAACAUAGAGGUCAGAUGGAGAAGCCUCCCCUGCCCAAUGACGAUUACGCGGCGGUGACACCAGAGACUCAGCUGGGCAGCUUGGCUGGCGAGGAUAGUCAGGAGGGUGUAGUGGAGCCCCCCGCCCGGGAUGGGUGGGACAGUAAAGUGGAGUAUUUCCUGGCUCAGGUGGGGUUCAGCGUUGGCCUGGGCAACGUGUGGAGGUUCCCCUACCUCUGCCAUCAAAAUGGAGGAGGGGCCUUUCUCCUCUUGUAUGUGCUGCUCAUGAUCCUUGUGGGCAUUCCCCUGUUCUUCCUGGAGCUGGCAGCUGGUCAGUCCAUCCGGCAGGGCAGCAUCGGAGUGUGGAAGCACAUCUCUCCCAAGCUGGCGGGGAUCGGCUACUCCAGCUGUGUGGUGUGUUUUUUUGUUGCGCUCUACUACAACGUGAUCAUCAGCUGGAGCCUUUUCUACUUAGGAAACUCAUUUCAGUAUCCACUACCUUGGCAAGAGUGUCCUGAAUACGGUAACAUAACUGUGAAGGAAUGUGUGGCCAGCAGUCCUACCACCUACUUCUGGUUCCGGGAGGCUCUUAACAUCACCGACUCCAUCAGCGAGACGGGCGAGUUUAACCCUGUCAUCACCUGCUGCCUGCUGGCCGCCUGGACCAUCGUCUGCUUGGGCAUGUUCAAGGGCAUCAAAUCCUCUGCCAAGGUGAUGUAUUUCUCCUCGGUCUUCCCCUAUGUGGUGCUGCUGUGUUUCCUCAUCAGAGGGCUGAUGCUGAAAGGGGCUGCAGAGGGCAUCAAGUACAUGUUCUACCCUAAGCUGGAGAUCUGGGGCGAGGUGCAGGUGUGGCGCCAGGCGGCAACGCAGGUUUUUUUCGCCCUGGGCCUGGGCUUUGGCUCGGUCAUCGCCUAUUCCUCCUACAACCCACGCAGCAACAACUGCCACCGCGACGCCCUCACUGUCUCCACCAUCAACUUUCUCACCUCUGUCCUCGCCACGCUGGUGGUGUUCGCCGUGCUGGGUUUCCGCGCCAGGGAAGUCGCAUUGAGCUGCGUGACUCAUAACUUGGAGAAGCUGUCGGAGCAGUUCUCAGUGGGCCCUCUUGACCGGGACCUGCUGCCCGUGAUCAACAUCUCUGACCCCAGCUCGGACCCCCUGGAGGCCUACAGGGACUGGUUCAAGGUUCACGGAGCCAAGGUCCCUGGCAACCUCACCGACUGCAGCCUGGAGAAUGAGAUGAACAAAGGUGUGGAGGGCACAGGGCUGGCGUUCAUAGCCUUCACAGAGGCCAUGACUCUGUUCCCGGGCAGUCCCUUCUGGUCAGCCCUGUUCUUCCUCAUGCUGCUCAACCUGGGUCUUAGCACCAUGUUUGGCACCAUGGAGGGCAUCCUCACACCCCUCACCGACAACUUCAAAGUGCUGAAGCGCCACAAGACCAUACUCACAGUGUGUAGCUGCAUCAUCGGCUUCCUGAUUGGCAUGCUGUUCACGCAGCGCUGUGGGAACUACUUUGUGAUGAUGUUUGACGACUACUCCGCCACCCUGCCCCUCAUCAUCGUGGUGGUGUUUGAGUGUUUCAGCGUGUCCUGGGUGUACGGUGCUGACCGGUUCCUUGAUGACAUAGAGAAGAUGCUGCACUGGCGCCCUCCUGUGGUCUAUAAGUACCUGUGGAAGUAUGUGUGUCUGCUGGCCAUGCUGGGACUGCUGGGAGCCAGCUUGCUAAAGAUGUGCUUCAAACGGCCCACCUACACUGCCUGGAACAGAGAAACGGCCUCAGAGGUGACUCUGGACUACCCUGACUGGGCCCUGGGUGUCUUGGCUGUUUUGAUCAUAUUCGCCACGUUGCCUGUUCCCCUGGGCUACAUCCACUCCACCCUGAGGAACAGAGCUAGACGCAACUCCAUAGGAAGUGGCCUGGGAACCGACAUGGGGGGCGUAUACACUAAGUGCAGCACCGUAGAGUGUGACACCCCCGUAGCCGCCCUAUUGGACGAACACCUGGAAAGGAAUAGAAUACCUAAUGAUUCUCCCUCGCCAUUGGCCGAGGAGAACCUCCGGCUCCUCCCACAGAGGGAAGGGGAAGAAGAUAUAGAGGAUUCAACUAGCGUGUGAGGGGGAGGAAACAAGGAGAAAACAGAAGGACUAAAAGAGGGAAAUAUGAGCUGCUAGUUGGCUUGAUGUCAGAUGUUACAUCAUGGUACCAUGAAAGAAUGUAUACUGAGACGUAUACAUUGAAAAAUAUUUUAAAGAUCAAAUUACUAUUUUUAAAAGAUCCUCUGCUUUCAGAUGUUCUCUAUUUUAAAUAAUAUGAAUGUAGCCAUGUUGGGUUACAUUUCAUUUUUUAUGCUAUAGUCCAGAGAGGUGAAAAACUGCUUGUCAGUAAAAUCCCUAAGGCUCAAACUGUUGUUCAUAAGUGAGGAGAUAUGUGUUGCCAAGACGUUGCCUCAAAUGUUCAAAGCUACAACCCACCUAAGGUGUUUUUCCACACCACUGUACUUGGUUACGUACAGAUAAGGCUCAUGAUAUGGGGCGGCAAAGAACUCUUAAGGACUGGAAUAUUCCCUCCCACCACAGGUUGGGCGAAAAAGAAUAGUUCCACCGUACGAUUGUGUUUCAAAGCGAAAGCAGUUACACAGACCGCCUCUGUAACAUGUCCUGCAAAUAUGUGUUGAGGUAACUUGAAUGCGGAUGCAAAAGCGGUGACAAAAUAUUUUCCUGUUUGCCUUCAGUAAUAAUUCCCAUACAGGACAGAAGUCAUCCACGCACUUGAAAAAUGGCAAGUGUUUGUUUUAACCUAAAUGUUAACGAUCCUUGCCAAAUUGUAUAUUGUGCCACUUUGUUGGUAAUAUGUAAUUUGUCCUGCUUUUCACUUUGAAACACAAUCAAUGGAACUAUACUUUUCCGCCCAACCUGUGGUGGAAGGGAAUAUUCCAGUCCUUAAGAGUUCUUUACCACCCCAUAUCAUGAGCCUUAUCUGUACGUAACCAAGUAUUGGAUGUUAAACAUAAGUGGUGUGGGAAAACACGAGGUGGGUUGCAGGUUUGAAGGUUUGGCAACACAUCUCACUUAUAAACAACAGUUUGAGCCUUAGGGAUUUUAUUGACAAAGCACAAUGGUAGUAAGGUGCCAGUAUCAAUUUGAUCAGUAUAGGAGCACGAGCACCUGUUUGUGAAGUUGGAAAAUGGAUCUCCGCACACUCAGGAUCAAUACACAAUUUCCAAUUUCUUUAGGCUGCGCUUUUAGUCGUCAGACAUUUAUCAGAGCAUGAAUGAUUUCUUUACACACAUGGUUACAAUUUAGCUUCCUUUUACUUGAGCCUAUUGGUUUUGAUUCAGUUUAAUGUAAGUGAAAUGUUUCAAAGUGGCUCCGUAUCCUCAAUACUGUAUUUUGUCUGUUGAUGAGGAUAUGAGCCAUGAACUUGACAUAGUGAGGUCCAAUAGUAUUUGGACAGUGACAAUUUUGUUGUUUUGGCUCUGUACUCCAGCAGUUUGACAAUGUCUAUGGGGUUAAAGUGCAGACUGUCAGAUUUAAUUUGUGGGUAUUUUGAUCCAUAUUAGGUGAACCAUUUUUGUACCUAGUCCCCCCCCAAAGUAUAGGGACAAAUCAACUUGUGUAUUAAAGUAGUCAAACGUUCAAUAUUUGGUCCCAUAUUCCUAGCAUGCAAUGACUACAUCAAGCUUGUGACUACAAACUUGCUGGAUGCAUUUGCAGUUUGUUCUGGUGUGUUUCAGAUUAUUUUGUCCCCAAUAUAAAUUAAUGGUGAAUAAUGUAUUGUCAUUUGAGUCACAUAUGUAAAUUAGAAUUUCUGAACACUUCCACUUGAAUCAGUCCCUCUAGGAUUUAGUGGGUCUCUGAAAUGCUACUGUCCAAAUAUUUUGAACAUCGCUGUACAUUCCACUUUACUUUGAUGGAAUUUGAUGGCAAGUAUUUUUUAUUUUUUUACAUUCACAUUGUUAAGAUACACUUUCUCAAAGUACUAUUUAUACAAAUGUGUAAUAUAAUGCAAGUACUACUUUUAAUGUUUCUGCCAUAUUUUUUAAAAGUUAUCCUUAGUGUAUGUGUUUUUUAAAUUACAAAAAGAAAAGCAUCAGGCUAGAAUUAUGGUAGACUUUUCUGACUUGUGCUUGUAUUUGAAAUGUUUGUUGCCUUAAAGCACAGGUGUCAAACUCAUUCCACGGAGGGCCGAGUGUUUGCAGGUUUUUGCUCCUUCCUUCUUUUUGAUUAAUGAAUUAAGGAACUCCCCACACCUAGUUGUGUAGGGCUUAAUUGAAAGGAACAACCAAAAACCUAGACACUAGGUCCUCCAAGGUUGAUUUGACACCCUUGCCUUAGUGUCUAUCUGCAGUUGCCAUAAAUGUUGGGAUUUAAUAAAUUAAUGACUUGGGUUCUAA